AAUCAAAAUGGCGGAGGAAGGCGUAAUCAAAACUGAUCCACUCUCCGAAGAAAUAAAACCCAUUAAAAAUGCCUCAGCUUUAGUUGUCGAUGAAACUGCUAAACAAGAUAGAAUACAGAGACCGAAAAAGACGCAUCUGCUGCAAUGGAUGGAAAUCACAGUGACAGAACCAGAAAAAAAGACCAUUGCAUCAAUGAAGAUGCAGGAUACUUUUGUUGUAUACCUUAUAGAAACAAGGGUCACAGAUGAAAAUAUGCAGGGUUAUGGAGAAGGCGCCACAUCUGCAUGGAGACGAUACAGUGAGUUUGAGCUACUGCGUAACUACCUGGACGUGACAUUCCCAGCUGUCAUUGUUCCACCUCUACCUGAGAAAAAGGCUUCCUAUGCCUGGCAAAAUGUCUCAAUGGACCGGUUUGAUCCAGACUUUAUUGAAAGACGAAGAGCUGGCCUAGAGAUCUUUCUUUUGAGGUGUGCUGCUCAUCCAAAAUUAUGUCAAGAUAAAAUUUUCAUUGGGUUUCUACAGCAGGAACAAGGAUGGAGAGAUACAGUAAAUGCCACAGAUUUUUAUAGUAAGGCAGAAUCUAGGCUGAAAUCUUUGAAUGCACAAUUUCGUUUGAAGAAAUCAGACAGACGCUUUGAAGAAUUGAAAAAUUACUGUACAGAACUACAAAGCAACAUUGGAAAUAUUCUUAAAAUCCGUGCAAGACUCUGUGAUAAGCUGUAUGGGAUCCACAAAGUCCAUGGUAACUACGCCAGGGUGUUCAAUGAGUGGAGCACCAUAGAGAAAGAGAUAGCAGAACAUUUACAGAGUGCCAGCCACUACAUGGAUGUGUUUGCUUCAACCAUUGAUUCUCAGCUAGAGGAGGAAGAACAGUAUGCUGACCAACUGAAGGAAUAUUAUGCUUUUGGGGAUUCUGUCCGUGCUGUGUGUAGGAGGUAUGAAAGUGCUCAGUAUGACCUAGAAAAAGCUGAAGAGAACCUGAUGAUGAAAUCAAGCCAAAAGGAGACCUUGAAACAGCUGAUGGCAGAGAGCCCUGUGUCGGAAGAGGCCAACAACCAAGCCAAAAGUGGGUUUUCCCUGAGUGGAAUGAAGAGUAAAAUCUUUGGCAGUGAAACACCAGAACAGAGAGAGGUCAAACUCAAACAACUGGAGGAACAAAUUAUCUCGGCUGAGAUGGAGCUGAAGAAAGUUCAGGAAGAAUCCGAGUUAUUUAUAGAACAAGCCCUCCGUGAUAUAGACAGGUUCCAGAGACAAAAGACUAAAGAUCUGCAGGAGAUAUUCACUAACUAUGCUGUCAUGCAGAUUAAACAGUGCAAGAAGGGUAUAGCCAUUUGGACCAGUGCAAAAGACUGCUUCAGUAAAAUGUAGUGAGAUAAUAGAUUUAUCUUUUUCUAUCAUUUCUACAACUGCCAUUUGCUGAAAGACUCCAGUUCUGCUUGGAUAUUUAUGGUGUACAUACCCAUGUGGUUAUUCUCAUACUGUGUAAUAGUUCUGGCAUAAUUCCAAGAAUGUUCAACAAUCCUGGCAUCAUUCCAAGAGUGUUCAGCAGAUAAAAUGUUCUGAAAUAUUCCAUUAAUUUUUUUUAUAUUUAUCACACUGUCCAACAUUUUUCUUGUCAUAGGGUUACUGUCAAGGCCUGGUUGAUUUCAAGGCCUGAUUGAUACAGGCCUUCAGAGAUACAGUUUGGAUGGGUAGUGUAGACACAAUUUAGUGGAAACUGUUACAGGCCUAUAGCGAAGUUCAGCUGUUUACUUGCAUGUUUGACAUGUAGUGUAGACACAAUUUAGUAGAAACUGUUACAGGCCUUUAGCUAAGUUUAGCUGUUUACCUGUAUGUUGGAUAUGUAGUGUAAAACACUAGUCAGCUGAAACUGUUAAGGCCUUUAGCUAAGUCCAGCUGUUUACUUGCAUGUUGGAUAUGUAGUGUAAAACACUACUCAGCUGAAACUGUUAAGCCCUUUAGCUAAGUCCAGCUGUUUACCUGUGGGUAUGAUAUCAACUGUUGACACACCAUUUAGUUUCAGCUAAGUCAGGCUAAAGAUUUUUUUGCCUGUCGUUGUGACAAGUAGUCUAGGUACAGGUGAAUAAAUUUGGUUAAAAGUGAAAAUGUUGACCUGUGUUUGCUUGUCAGGAACAUAUAUAAAACUUAAAGUGCAAUAUUUUACUGAAUACAACUAGUCUCUUUAACUGGGUUGUUUUAAAAUUGCAGUCAAAAAUUUUAAAAUUUUCCAGUUUGUUUUAUAAAGUUAGGUCUACAUGCUAAAAAAAAGCCUUGAUGCAAUGUUUAUUAUUUUUUUCUAAUUGUUUGUAAAAGUUGUCAAUUUAGUGAGACUAGCCAGACACCUUAUUUGUACAUACCUAGCUGGAUAACUUAUGUGUAUAUAUCCACUGUUUAUUAGAUUUCACAUGGUUUCAGUUUUGUGAUACCUAUAGUGCUUACAUUAAUUCAUGCAGAUAAAUUGUGAAGAUUUAUGAACACUUCAUUUGGAGACAUCUGUUUUUCCUUUUAAGUAUUACAAUCCAUCUAUGAGAUAAAUUGUAUGUAAUGUGAUAUUAUUAUUGCUUUAUAAAUCACAGAUAAGUGCUGCAAUUAUAGAUUACAGAUUUAAUUUUAAGUUUAUCAAUAUUGUAAUGAGAUUAAGUAUUUAAAUGGGAGAUACUUGUUAAAUGGGAGAUAAUUGUUUUAUUAAUUGACAAAAGAUGGGAUGAUAUGGUUAAGUGGUAGAGUGUGUAUGCACAGGGCAGAACAUGCAUGUCCACUUAGCUCUAACAGAUGGCUGACCCAGGUCUAGGAAACUAGAGCCAGUUUUGCAUCUGUCUGACCACAUAUUCCUUUUUCCAGCUAGCUGGAAGAGAUGUCUAAACCAGAUCUACAAUAUGAAAAUUUAGUCUUGAAAAAAUCCAAUUAUUGCCAAAGACAAUUAAAUAUAAAAAAAAACAGCAAAUAAGAUUUAUUUUGAAAUCUAGUUUAAUUUAUAUUAACACUACUUAACAACAAAUAAUACAUUUCAUGGUGUAUGAAGGGAAAUUAUUUAAUGCAUGUAUAAUCUUGUGAGAAAAUUUUGUAACUUUGUUAAUUUGGAAUUUAGUCCAAUGUUGUCAUUUCAAAUGUAUCUACUUAAAUUGUUGGUUUACUGUAUUAACAGUGGUUUUCUUUUUAAGUGUAAGUCAGAAAAUUAGUUCUCACUUUUGCAAAAUUUGACGUCCUUAUGGAACAGCUUAAUAGUCUCGUUGAUAUCAUAAAACUAAUAAAAUCACAGCUACGAGUAUCUGGGAUGUGUGGUUUAAAUUUGAACUUAAUGAGAAAGAUUUAUUUUUAAUGUUUAAAAAAUUCCUCAAUGUAAAUAGUAAUGUUUUCACUAUGUGAUUUUGUUGUACUCUUCAUUGACUGGUAAUUUAAAUCACUUAAUUAAAUUAAAUUAAAGAAUUACUAGAACAACAUCAUAGUUUUAGUUAGUUGUGAUGUUUCAUUCUGUCUUAAAGAUUUUUUCAACACUUUAUUUUUAAUAUAGAUGUCCAUCCGAUUGUACAAUUUUUAAUGUAUACAGAUUUAUUGUACUAAUAUGGAGGAAGAUAUUAUUUUAUUGUAUAACUAUGUGUGAAAGAAAAUGGUUUUAUUGUGCAAGAAGGGAAGGAUGUGCUGUUUGUGAAGGUAGAAAUGAUUUUUAUUAUAUAACAGUUAAAAGAAAAUUAUUAUGUUUUGUUCUUUAAGUUAUGUCUGUUGGUCCAUUGAGUUCUUUGUCUAGGACAGUGGUUCUUAACCAGGGUUCGAUCAAACCCCUGGGGUUCAGUGAGUCAGCCUCAGGGGUUCAGCGGAGUUCAAGUCACACACCUGAGUCAUAUAAUUCACGAUCGGAUUUUCUCGGUGUGGAUGAUAGAACUAUUGAAAGUGCUUGGUGAAUGCACAUGGGAAACUGUUAGGGCUCUGUACCUCCAAAAAGGUUAAGAACUACUGGUCUAGGAACUAUAUUCAUCUACAUGUUGGAGAAGUAGAUGUAAUUUCUUGUAUAUUUUUAUGAUAUUAGUUAUCACAUGUACCUGUUGUCUAUCAAUUAAUGGUAGUAGCUCACACUUCUAUAUUUGUUGAUUAUGAGUGGAUAAUGUUUUUUGGUUUUCUCUGUGUGGUGAACAUUUUGAAUGCUAGAUUUAGCUAGUGGUAAUUUAAUGGUCCUUUUAUCUGUAAGUUCUUUUUUUUUUCAAUGUUCCCAUUUAAUCUUCGGUUAAUUAAGUUUUAUUAGUUGUAAUGCAGCAAAACAUUGCCAUGAUAAUGUCAUAGUUUGAUUCUUGAUACUUCUGAUGUAGUCCACAGCUACAUUUAUAUUGACUGAGUUAUAUAGAAACAGUUAAUUGUAGUUUUCCAUUGUAUAAUUCUUAACUUGGCCAAAAUCUUUUUUUUUCUUGAUAGAUUAAAUGCCUCUGGUUUUCCCACAGGACCUUAUAAAAAAACAUAUUUUUAAUUUGUGGGGCAGCGUUGUCAAAUGGUAGAUCAUACAAUGGCUACGCCUAAAGUCUUUGAGUUCAAAUCCGGAUUCAAGUCUGUAUAAUGUCCUAAAUGCACCCAGCUUUGUGUGUAUCUGACUCACAUUAGGGAAAGCAAAGGUGGCUGUGCAUAAUGCUGACCACACCUUCACCUAUUAUGUCGAGGUCAUAGAAACAUGUGAAUUCUACUUCACUUGAUGCAAAGAUCCUUCUGCAAUGUGCUCAAAGCAUACAAAAUAGACCCAUUUAAAAUUUUUACUUAAAAAUUUAAGUUUUUGUUUUAAAAAUCAUUUUGGUUGUAAGACUAGUUUGAAGUUGAGUGAAUAGGUAUGAGUGAUGUGCCUUAUUUAUUUACCUUGAGAGUAGCGUAGUCUUGGCAUAGCUGGGUGACUGAUUGAUGUAGGUGUCACUGUUUCUUUGUUGUGAGAAUAGCUCAAGUUUAUUACAUGGUAGACAAUUUUAAAUGUAAGGGUUUUUCUAAAGAGUACCAUAAAGAUUUUAAAUCUAUUUCGAUGUGUUUGUUUUUAUCUAGACAUGUAUAUUUUGUAUUUAUUUGGAACUCUUUUUUUUCAUUCAUUUACAUCAGUUAUUUUCUUUUAUUGAAAAUUAUAAUAAUAUCAUUUCAUAUUUAGAUUUAAUUAAACCUUAAAAUCUAAUUAGGUGGUAUCUUUUUAAUGAAAAUAAAAUUUAAUUAUAAAUGUUAUUUAUAGGUUAUCUAGUUGUAUUGAAUAGCUAAAAUUUUGUUGCAAAGCCUUAGAUAAUUUUCAUUUGUAAAAUUUUGGAUAAGAAAAAAAGUUUUACUGAUGUGUGUUGAUUGAAAGCAAUCAAGGAAUCUCCCCUUACCUUAUUUUAUCAGUAUGUUUAUCAGUAUGCAUUUUAUCAGUCUCAAGUGUUAGGAUCUAUGGUGGAUCAGUAUGUUCUAGUCCCAUAUCUUGUGUGCUCACCUUCUUAUGAUUGUUCUAGCCAUUUAUUUGAUUUAUUCCUUCACCAAGAUGUUUAUGAUUUUUCUUAGGCUUGGUUUAAUGUAAAGGUGAAUAAACCAAGAUGUUUUG
Molecule: messenger RNA, 5531 nt
Organism: Physella acuta
Lineage: Eukaryota; Metazoa; Mollusca; Gastropoda; Physidae
Product: sorting nexin-4-like
Biological process (GO): positive regulation of autophagosome assembly; protein transport
Cellular component (GO): plasma membrane; early endosome membrane; SNARE complex
Molecular function (GO): phosphatidylinositol-3-phosphate binding
Source: RefSeq, a predicted model, not a curated record